AAUUCCCAAUUUCAGUUGGUGAUUUCAAUUCAAUUCAAGGCAAGAGCAAUCAGCCAUGGCGGACAGAUCGUUAGAGCUCACAAUCAUUUCCGCAAAAGGACUCAAUAAAGUCAAUCUCGUCGGCAAGAUGGAUGUGUAUGCCGUCGUUUACAUCGACGGCGCCGGAAAUCAAGAACAGAAGCAGAAAACCCAUGUCGAUAAGGAUGGAGAUUCAAACCCUACCUGGAAUUCUCCGAUGAAGUUCAAGAUCGAUGAAUCUGCUGCUUUACAGAAUCGUUUAACACUUGUGGUUAAGAUCAAAACGGAAGGGAUGUUCGGCGAUAAGGAUUUGGGAGAAGUUCAUGUUCCGAUCAAGGAGUUAUUGGAAGGCGUGUCGUCCGGAGGUAAGCCGUUGCAGUUUGUUAGUUAUCAGGUGAGGAAGCCGUCUGGUAAGCCAAAAGGGGAACUCAGUUUUUCGUAUAAAUUUGGGGAGAAAGCCGCCGGAUAUGGGAAGGUGGAGGAGCCGAUAACGGCUUAUCCUGCCGGAAAACCUAAUAAGGCGGAGGAGCCGAUUACGGCUUAUCCUGCUGGGAAAGCUGAUAAGAAGGAUGAGCCUGUUACGGCUUACCCAGCCGCUGGAUCUAGUUCAGCCUAUCCACCGCCGUAUGCUGCUCAGGGACCUUACCCGCCGGCGGCCGCUGCUUCCGGACUUUAUCCACCACCCACUUCUGUCGCCGGAUCUUACCCACCUGCCGGAGCUGCUCCCGGAGCUUACCCACCAGCCGGAGGUGGGUAUUAUCCUCCACCAGCCGGGUACCCUCAAGCACAGGCUGGACACCCAUACCAGCAACAACCGGGUUACGGUGGUUACCCUCCACCACCACCAGGGUACGGUGGUUAUCCUCCACCUGGCCCUGGGUAUGGAUACCCGCCGGUUCAACAACCACAGCAGGCUCAAAAGAAAAGCAAAUUCGGUAUGGGAUUGGGAGCCGGGUUGCUGGGAGGAGCACUAGGUGGGCUGUUGAUCGGAGAUAUGGUUUCGGAUGCUGCUGGCGGUGGUUGUGGUGGCGGCUGCGGUGGCGGCUGCGGUGGCUUCUGAAACCUAAUUGGCGUGAAUGUAGGUGCCAUUUUUCAUAAAGAAAACCUAAAAGGUGUGUAAUUGCCUUGUAAUAAUUGUCAUUCCUAUUACCAAAAUAGAUAAAAGAAAUCGUGUAUUUUUCUCAAGAAAACGAUGUAAUUGAUAUGAUUACAUAUAAAUGAAGGUUGUAAAGCAGGACAUAAUAGAAUAGGGAUCGGUUAAUGUGGUUAACAAAAAGCUCGUAAACAUCGUUGCAAAUCGGCCCAUAAAAUACACUGCCACUGCGAGCUGCACCUUUAAGGUGGAUUAGAGACCUUAAAGUUGCGGUUCCAUCUUUUGGAAAAGUCAAAACGCGAGACUAUACCCUUGUCGUAAGUGUUGUGUUUUUAACAUGAUUCAAGAUUACGUUUUCGGCGUAUGUGCUUUAGUCGAAUUCCACC
This is a messenger RNA of Cynara cardunculus var. scolymus (artichoke), 1497 nucleotides long. RefSeq names its product protein SRC2. NCBI's taxonomy places the organism in Eukaryota, Viridiplantae, Streptophyta, Magnoliopsida, Asterales, Asteraceae. The record is from RefSeq and is a predicted model, not a curated record. The transcript has a single exon. Gene Ontology annotation, biological process: defense response. The coding region runs from base 56 to 1078 and encodes 340 amino acids.